Molecule: messenger RNA, 2091 nt
Organism: Auxenochlorella protothecoides
Lineage: Eukaryota; Viridiplantae; Chlorophyta; Trebouxiophyceae; Chlorellales; Chlorellaceae
Product: Eukaryotic translation initiation factor 3 subunit A
Exons: 8
Coding region: 1-2091 (696 amino acids)
Biological process (GO): formation of cytoplasmic translation initiation complex; translation reinitiation
Cellular component (GO): multi-eIF complex; eukaryotic translation initiation factor 3 complex, eIF3m; eukaryotic translation initiation factor 3 complex, eIF3e
Molecular function (GO): translation initiation factor activity; mRNA binding
Source: RefSeq, a predicted model, not a curated record
AUGGCGAACCGCUUCCGCGGUGGGGGCGGGGUCUCCCUGAAACCUGAGAAUAGUCUGAAGCGUGCUGAGGAACUGAUCGGGGUCGGCCAGAAGCAGAAUGCCCUCCAAACUCUGCAUGAUACGCUCACCAAUAAGCGCCACCAGCGCAACUGGAACACGGCGCUGGAGCAGGUCAUGCUCAAGCACAUCGACCUGUGCGUGGAGACCAAGUCGGGGCGCAAGUGCAAGGAUGCGCUGAUCAACUACCGCAACACGGUGCAGGGCAUGAACGUGGGGUCCCUGGAGCUGGUCAUCGACCACCUCAUCACCACCGCCAGCGCCCGGGCCGAACAGGCACAGCAGGCCGCACAGGCCAAGCUGGAGGACAUUGCCGACCUGGAGGCGGAUGCCUCGCCCGAGGAGAUGAUGCUGAGCUACGUGUCGGGCGAGAAGUCGGCGGACCGCACGGACCGCGAACUGGUCACGCCCUGGUUCAAGUUCCUGUGGGAGACCUACCGCAACGUGCUGGACGUGCUGCGCAACAACUCGCGGCUGGAGGCGCUCUACGCCUCGGGCGCGGACCGCGCCUUUGCCUUCUGCCUGACACACAAGCGCUCCACCGAGUUCCGGCGCCUGUGCGACAUCCUGCGCAACCACCUGUCCAACCUGCUCAAGUACCGCGACCAGGGCCAGCAGCACCGCACCGACCUGUCCAAUUCCACUUCCUGGGAGCUGUACAUGGACAUGCGUUUCGAGCAGCUGCGCGCCGCCUGCGAGCUGGAGCUGUGGGCCGAGGCCUUCCGCAGCGUGGAGGACAUCCAGGGCCUGCUGGCGCUGGCACCCAAGGGCGCGGCCCGCCCCCGCGCCGCGCGCAUGGCCACCUACUACGCGCGCCUGACCCAGAUCUUCACCCGCUCCGGCGCGCGACUGUACAACGCUGCGGCCUGGGCGCGCCUGGCCGCCUUCUCGCGCGCGCACGGGCGCCUGGCGGCGCCCGAGGACGCCGCCGCGCUGGCCGCCAACGUCGUGCUAUCCGCGCUGGCGGUCAUGCCCUACGACGAGGCCGGGGCCGGCGUGUCCGGUGCGGGAGCCAUGGCCCCCCCCGACGGCGCCCCCGCGGCGCCCACCGGCCUGGACGCGGAGCGCGCGGCGCGCAUGGCGGCGGUGCUGGGCUUCCCCGCCGACGCGCGGGGCGGGGGCGGCGCGCUGUCGCGCGCCGCGUUGCUGGCCGACGCGGAGCGGCGCGGCCUGCUGGCCGCCGCGCCGCCCGUGGUCGCGCGCAUCCACGAGGUGCUGGAGGGCGACUUUGACCCGCUGGCGCUCUGCGCGCGCCUGGCGCCGCUGCUGGAGGCGCUGCCCGGCGCGCUCCCCCCCGCCCCCGCAUCCGGCCCAGUGGCCGACUGGGACCUGGGUGUGUACGUGCCCUACCUGCAGCAGGUGGCGCUGGCGCACACUGUGCGCCAGCUGUCCCACGUCUACUCCGUCAUGCGCGUGGAGGAGCUGGCACGGCUGGCGCCCGCGCUGGGGCACGGCGCGGCAGAGCGCCUGGUGGUGGAGGGCCGGCGCAAGGCGCAGGAGCGCGCGCGGCGCGAGACCGAGCGCAUCCAGCGCGAGAUGGAGGAGCGGGAGCAGGAGGAGCUGAAGACCUUCCUGGCGUCCAAGGGGCGCAAGGUGGCCGACGGCGAGCGCUUGGACGCGGCGGCCAUCACGCAGGAGGUGCGCAGCGAGGCGGCCAAGGCGGCGGCGGAGCUGGCGCGCCGCCUGGCGCGCCUGGCCAAGUCGCUGGACCACGCGGAGCGCGCGCGGCGCGAGGAGGAGGCCCCGCUGCUGGAGCGCGCCUGGGCUGCGCGCGCGGCCGAGGACGCCGACCUCGCCGCCGAGCUGGCCGCGCAGGCGGCGCGUGCCGCGCGCGCCGCCUGGGAGGCCGACGUCGCCGAGAAGGCUCGCCUGGCGCUCCUGGCGCAGGACCGCGAGGCCUUUGCCGAGCAGAUCGAGGAGAAGCGCAAGGCCGAGGAGGAGACCGCGCACUGUGUCGACGAUGGUACUCCCUGUUUGUUUGUGGGGAAACGGCGGGGAGCAGGCGGGAUGUGUGGACCUUGCUCUCAUCGCUGA